Monodelphis domestica (gray short-tailed opossum) is the source of this 9171-nucleotide messenger RNA. NCBI's taxonomy places the organism in Eukaryota, Metazoa, Chordata, Mammalia, Didelphimorphia, Didelphidae. The record is from RefSeq and is a predicted model, not a curated record.
AACAAAGGAACAUGGGAUACAAAAAGAGGCAAAAGACAGUCCUUGCUCUCCAGUAGCUUGCUAUCUAAUGGAAGAGACAACAAACAAAGGAACAUAUAUACACAGCAUGAUAAAUAGGAAAUAAUUAACAGAGGGAAGACCCUGGAAUUAAGAGGGUGUGGGCAAAGACUUCCUGUAGAAGGUAGGAUUUUAGUUGGGAUUUAAAGGAAACCAGGGGCAUCCCAGUAGUAGGAAUGGACAAAGAAGAGCAUUCCAGGCUUAGGGGACAGCCAGAGAGAAUGCCUGGGGCUAAGAGAUGGAAUGUUUUGUUUGUGGAACAGAAAUUCUAAAUUUAAAAUUACAGGGUAGUGAAAAUAAAUACAUUUUUUUUCCCACCAAAGUCUAACAACUCCCUGAAAUUUAUUCAUGGACACAGAGGUCCCAAUUUAAGAACCAUGGCUCUAAAGGAGCAUCUCUCCCAGCUCUAAACCUGAACUCCAGUGAAUAAAUGAAUAUAAUCUAUCUGGGAUAUUUCUGUGCUCAGGCCUAUUGUUUUGGGCCCUUUCCUUUUCUUGAAGGCCUCCUCUAGCAUCCUUUCCUGUUCAUAGGAAGUUUUCUUUCAGUUUAAAGCAAAGCUAAAAUGAAGUACCUCACCCUUGGUCCUGUGCAGCCCACGCAGAGUUAGAGCAGGGAAGGUAUGAGUGUUGGAGCUGCCAAACCCUUCCCUUCUCCCCAAUUGGGAAAAAGAGGCAGAAAACUCUGAGCAAUUGGAAAACAAACAAGCAGCACCGGAAAUGUCUUUUUCUAUUGCACCUUGAGGCAUUCCGGAACCUCCUCCCAGUGAGAAUUCCCAUCUCUGGGGGCCACUAUUCAGGAAACAUUUCCAGGUGGCAGACAAUGUGCGCAGGCUAAGAGCUGUAGUGGCUCCUGCAGCUCAGGGUUCACCGGGGAAUGAGCAGCUGUGCAAACUUCCAGCCACAUGUGUCUGAACCUCAUACCAGUGAGUGGCAGCUCUUCCCUGAGCUAGAGUGAGCAGACCUUUGAUUAUAAGUGUUGAAAAGACCAGUUUUGCUUUCCAUUUCCAGGAUUCUCCUCUGCCUCAGUAGGAAUGUUCUUAACCCAACUGACCCAAUCUCCUCCAUUUAGCUUCUCCUCCUUUCUCAUAAGGAGCUUCCACAAGUUAGGGCUCUUCUGUACAUACCUAGAUAGAGGCACAGGUACAGGGAUAAUUCAUUGUAUGACUAUACUUAGCUCCUUCUUAAAUUCUACUAAGGUGUCUCUGCUCUUAUUUUCUGUCUAGCAUUGUCAUUGUCUGGUGACUGACUUUAGGGGCUUGCUCUGAGGCAGAUAAAAAGUGGGUAUCUGGCCUGGGUAUCAGGAGUCAAGCUGGGGGCAGCUAGACUGUUCAGUGGAUAGAGAGCCAGGCCUAGAGAUUGGAGGUCUUGGGUUCACAUUUGACCUCUGACAUUUCCUAUAUGACCCUGAACAAAUCCCCAGUUGCUUAGCCCUUACCACUCUUCUUCUGCCUUAGAGCCAAUGUUUAUUCUAAGAUGGAAAAUAAGGGGUUUUUGUGUUUGUUUUUUAAGCUGUGAAGAUAUGAUGAUGAUGGUUACUUCCAGGGAAGAGGUCCCUUCUUACUUUGCUUUUUUUCUCUCUGAACAUCCUAGUCUUGGUCUUGGUCUUCCUGAUUUGCUAAUGGGUCCAGAAACCCAUACUUAGACAAAAGAAGCUAGGGAGUGCAAAGACUAGAAUAUUUGACCUUGGCAGGAACAUUCAAAUUCAAAUCUGGCCUCCAACACUAAUCUCUAUAAUCCUGGGCAAGUCACAUAGGACUCUGCCUUCCAUUUUUUAUCUAUAAGAUUUUAUACCUACUUUCCAGGGUUUUGAGGAUCAAAUGAAAUAAUGUUUGUAAGUGACAUUAAAUUCUAGGUAUUAUAAUAUAUAUGACAGGUGUUAGGGCUGCCCAAAGAUGAUCUCUCAUAAUUUGUCAUAAAAAUUCCUUUUUCACUCUCUUUCUGUUUUUUUUUUCUUUUAAUCUAUGUUUUCCUUUUCCCUUUUAUCCCCCUUCUCUUUCUUUCCCUCUCUUUUCUGCCUAUCUCCGUUCCCUCCUUUACUUUUUUCUCUCUUCUUUCUCCCUCUGUUUCUCUCUUUCCUUCUUUCUGUUUUUUUUCUGUCUCCUCUCAAGAGCACAAGGAUGCACUUCCCUGGCAGCCUAUUUGAUCAGCAGAAAAUCUCUUCCCAGUGAAAAAAAGAAGCUGGCCCUGUGCCAGUCCUCCAGCCAGCUCGAGGUCAAUCGACCUCUAGCUCUGGUCCUCCCUCUGCUGGAGCACACCCCCGGCCAAAUCUCCCCGGGCAGCCUGUCUGGCUCCGAGCUCAGUGAGGUCGCCAGACCCUAUUCCCGCUAUGACCUGGACGAGAUUGAUGCUUACUGGCUGGAGCUUGUCAACUCGGAGCUGAAGGAGAUGGAAAAGCCAGAGCUGGACGAGAUGACCAUGGAGAGGGUGCUGGAGGAGCUGGAGACUCUGUGCCACCAGAACAUGAACAUGGCCAUCGAGACCGAGGAAGGACUGGGCAUCGAGUACGAUGAGGAUGUGGUGUGUGACGUGUGCCGCUCACCAGAGGGCGAGGAUGGCAACGAGAUGGUGUUCUGUGACAAGUGCAAUGUGUGUGUUCAUCAGGCCUGCUAUGGAAUCCUCAAAGUCCCCACGGGAAGCUGGCUAUGCCGAACCUGUGCCCUGGGUGUCCAGCCCAGAUGUCUGCUCUGCCCCAAAAGGGGAGGAGCCCUGAAACCGACACGAAGUGGGACCAAGUGGGUGCAUGUCAGCUGUGCCUUGUGGAUACCUGAGGUCAGCAUUGGAUGCCCAGAGAAGAUGGAACCAAUUACCAAGAUCUCGCACAUCCCUGCAAGCCGAUGGGCCCUAUCCUGUAGCCUGUGCCGGGAGUGUACGGGGACGUGUAUUCAGUGCUCCAUGCCAUCCUGCAUUACGGCAUUCCAUGUUACCUGCGCCUUUGACCACAGCCUGGAAAUGAGGACUAUAUUAGCCGACAACGAUGAAGUGAAAUUCAAGUCUUUCUGCCUAGAGCACAGCAGCGGGGCUCCGAAGCCCCCGGAGGAGGCCCGGGGCUUACGGGGAGAGGCAGGUUCAGGGUCCGAGUCCAGCCAGGCUGCUUUGGACUUGGAAAAGGUGACCUUGAGGAAACAGAAGCUACAGCAGAUGGAAGAGGCCUUCUAUGAGCUCGUGAAGCCUGAAGAGGUGGCGGAGAACCUGGACCUUUCCGAGACCCUCGUGGAUUUUGUCUACCAAUAUUGGAAGCUCAAGAGGAAAUCCAACUGCAACAAGCCCCUCUUGACCCCCAAAACCGAUGAGGUGGACAAUUUAGCACAGCAGGAACAAGACAUCUUAUACCGGAGGCUCAAGCUCUUCACACACCUUCGGCAGGACCUGGAGCGAGUUAGAAAUCUGUGCUACAUGGUGACGAGACGAGAGAAAAUGAAGCACUCCAUCUGCAAGCUUCAGGAACAAAUAUUCCACCUUCAGAUGAAACUUAUUGAAAAGGAUCUUUAUCGAGAACAACCUGGAAAGAGAAGCAAGGGGAAGAAGAAUGACUCCAAGUGGAAAGGAAGGGAUAGCAGGAAAGCCAGCCCUGAAAAGAAAGAGAAAAUGAAGCCAGGCAAUGAGUUGGUCCUGGGGCAGCUUGGUUUGUCCACCUCUUUCCCCAUCGAUGGAACCUUCUUCAACAGCUGGUUGGCACAGUCGGUGCAGAUCACUACAGAGAACAUGGCCAUGAGCGAGUGGUCCCUGAACAACGGGCACCACGAGGACAACACGUCUGAGCUCCUCUCUGAGGAGCUGCUCCAGGAUGAAGAGACCCUCCUGAGCAUCAUGAUGGACCAUUCCCUAAAGUCUCCCUUCAAACACAGCGACGCCACCAAGAAGGCCCAGGGCAAAGCCAGGCCAUCAAAUAAAAAGAAGAACCCCCGGGACAGCCUUGGUUCCCUGCUCUCAGACCACCCGGAGGACUCUGGCCAGCAAACCACCCCACCAGACCAUACCCCAAACCACGACUUGGGGAAUGGCAAAGCCCCUCGUGGGGCAACCAGGAUACCUGCAGAUCGCAAAGGAGCCAGUGGGGAGGUCCGGAAGACUCCAAAAAGGGGAUCUUCUCAGCACUCUCCCAGCCCCAAAGCCCAUGACUCCACCGUCCUGGCGGGCUCGAGGAGCUCCCCCAACAAGGAUGACAAGGAGACUGUAGACACAACUCCGCUUGAGACUAACACCCCGAUUCAAGUGCCUGGCUCAUUGGGGAGUCCAAAAACAGUAGUGAGGUUCAGAUUGCCAAAGGAGGGCAAAGAGACUAGGAAGCUGCUGAAUCCAAAGCCCGAGGCAAUGAACAGACCUCCGGUCGGGGAGAGGCCAAAGGUCACCUUGCACUUUGACAAUGAGACCGAUGGCUACUUCUCUGAUGCAGAAAUGAGCGACUCUGAUUCAGAGCCAGGGAGUGGCAGGGUUCAGCUAAGCCAGAAGGAUUCAGGAAACGAGGAGGUAGUCAGAAUGAGCGUUUUGGCAUCCUAACUCAACCAGAUAACCAACUGUGACAGUUCUUAAGAGGCCUAAACCCAGUUACAACUGCCAUUUUCGAUUUCUGCCUGGUAUCAUGAUACAAAGGGGUUCCAUUCUUGGGGGUGGGGUGGGAGUUUUCAUUUGUUUUAUAUAUAUAGUUUAAAAUUGAGCACCGUUGUCUUUCUCUCCUCUGUAUGCUGGACAUAGGACAUAAACUUCCACUCCCAUGGCCUGGGUGACAAGAAUUGUCCCUUUUGAUAAUUUAACUUGCAUAUCCCGAUGAAGCAAAAUGCCAAACAUGGGCAUUCAGGGACUGGGGGUUCUGGCCCCAACUGGGGUCACCCAAGGCAUCAAUAACGAGGUCUGAAAUUGCCAGUACCCAUUGUUUCUGCAGGGAUGACAGUCUUAUGGGCAUUAUUUCAAGGCAAAGACAAGUAAACUCAUUUCCUGCUUUGCCCAGGGUUCAGUAUCCAGUCCUAAGGCUGGGUCAGGAGUCAGGUUCCAGGGGUAUAGCUGAACCCCUCUCCACAACAAGGCAACGCCCCCCAACACCCAAGGAAGUAGAAUAAGCGAAACCUAAUCUAGAACUAACUUUUCUAAAGCACAAAGAGCUUAUUUGAAGAAAGCACUUAAGGGUGGGGGAGAACACUCCUUUAACAGAAGCCUUGUCAGUUUGUUCCUCUCACCUUUUCCAGUUCAGUCUGCUUCCAUCCGAAGGCUGAGGGCCAGCCCUUUGGCCAGCCACCCCUUUCCUCCCAGAGCACUGUGCCUGAGUGGCCAUAGGAAUUGACCCGAGGGGGAAAAAUAUCCCACAGGCAGGGCUCCCAGCCCUUGACUUCAAGAGACAUUUACUCAGGUGAAUCCAUUAGCCAAAUGGGACCAGGGAAGGGGCUAGGGGAAAAGGUCGAGGCAUUCACUUUGCAAAACAGGAAAAGAAUAAACAUUUAAAACUUGAAUGUGUUGACUGUAAAAGCAAAGUCUCCUUCCUGGAACAGGUGACAGCUAAAGCCUCCUUGUAGUCCCUAUCCUGCACGUUGGAAAGCAAAUCAGAUCGUUGGCCUUUUAGCAGUUUUCAAUCUUACUAAGACUACGAGUUUCUUCCUUCAGUUUCUUUUGGAAAAACACUCCUACCUACAAGCCUGUGAACUCCUUGGGGAAAUAGAAAGGGGAGGGUUGAUUCAUUGAAGUCAGUAUUCUAAAAACCUACAAGAUUUUCAUGCAUAGAAAUGCCCCUUCUAAGCCUUAAAAGUUUUUUAAAAACCCAUGAUGAUACCUAUGAGUCAGGCGAGUUUCUGUGUUUGCACUUAACCCACCCCAUCCUUUCAGUUCUGGCUUCCAAGGUCACAGUUGAUUUGCGCUAAUGUAUUUGGUUGGAGUGACCCCAGGGUGAUUGACAGCUCAGGGAACAAAAACAACAACAAAAUUCAGUGAAACUUUUUUUUUAAGUUUUUAUUUUUAAGAAUUACACCUGGGACACUUCUUCUACUGGCAAAACCAGAACUUUUCAAACAAGAACCUUGCAAAUGUCAAAUGAAUCAGUUGAAUAAUUUUGUGGAUGCCAAAGAAUCUUUUGACAAUAACACAGCAGCACAGCCUGGACCCAGAAAUUGGUCACUUGGAUUUUUUUUUAAAGAAAUGGAGCUAUUUGGCAACAAAGGAGUUAGAAAUAUGUUCAUAGCAUGUAACCAAGGCAUCAGAAUCCAAGCUUUCUGCAGAGGAUGCUUUUUCCGUUUCCUUUCCUUUCCUUUUUUUUCCUUUUUUUUGCCACUGGAAUGGUACAGACCCUGGUGUUUUGAUUUCUGAUGCUUGGCAUAGUGUCCAUUCAGAACUUUCUCAGACUCACAGGUUGGGGAGAAACUGACAAUGAGACCAUCAAGGAAAAGUCCUGGUUACCAAUCGCGUGGUUCACCCACAAACCAGGAGAGUGAUGAUCGAUUGGAAACAUGGUUAAAUCCUGACUCUCGCAACAAACCUGCUGCCAGGUGUGCAUUGAGUGCACAUUUGGUGGCCUUUCAGUAAAUUUCAUAUGGGUCUUUAAAGCCAAAACAAAAAGUCAACGAUGAAAAAUUUUGGUGUGCAAAUCAGUCUCCAACUUCUGUGGAAUCUAGGAGAGAGAAUUAAUGGAUUCAGAAGGUUCAGUGUGUUCUGAUAAUGUUAAACACAGUACUAAGAUUUAGUUUUAUCUUCAACAGGCUUGGUAGGCAUUAGUACAGUAUUCUAGUAUAAAGAGUCAAAACAAUAAUCAAUCUGCUGCCUUUUAAUGGACCUUGCUUCCGUGUACUUCAGUUCAGCUAUGGUUAGCAAACCGUCUCACACAAAUCCCUGUAGACAGCUUCAUUGGCCUGCAGCCUCAUCUCUUGCCUGAUCCAUACCGGACACUCAAAAGGGACAGACUUAAAGAACAACCAAAAUUAGCUGCUAGGCAGCUUGGGGUUUUGUGGGAGAGGGGAUGGGUAUGUCCUAGAUCUUGUAAGAUAUUGUAUAUGUGCUCUGGGGAGCUAGAGGAUGCUUCCCUGCUCAGGGGCUGGGGUCACAUUUCUCUCCUAAGAGGAGCUGGAAGUCUCGGCUAUUGUCAACCCAACAACUCGAUGGACAGAGGAGUAUUGAGAGGUGGGGAGGAGGUAGAGGCCAAAUCAUCGGAUUGGUACCACGCCUUAAAGCGGUGGCAAGAUCUCCCUCCCUAAGGUACUAGAGACACACCCAGUGGUUUGCUCACGCUCCAAAUGGCCUGGGCCAUUUGGAACUACCUUUCCCCAGUCAAACUCACAUAGGAGGAAAAAGGAAGAGCAACCGGGAUGAGGCCUUGUUCUAAGAAUCCAAUCUGAGCUGUUUUGCCUUGUUUAAUUUAAUGAGGUUAUCAGAUGAGAGAAAACAUUUAGGCAAUUGAGUAACACAAAUGAGAAGAGGGGGAUAUAAGUCCUCUGGAAUCUCCCUCGGUUUCUAUUUCUAGCCCAGAGCUGGUUUCUUGACCCUGAGAAAGGGGGCUCAAUUUCUCUGGCUCUCUCUUAUGACUGCUAUUCUGCUGAACAUUGUUUUCUCUUGGUCUUCUUUUCAUCGUGAUAAGGGGAUUCUCACCAAAAGAGAUCUCCUCUCAUACCUAAGCUGAAUCCAGGAAUGGCAUUGAGGGUACUAGGGGAAAAGGGGCAAGUGGUUCUACCUGAAUUUUAACCAAAAGGCCCCAAUACCCCAUCACUCACAAGUUUGUAGUUCCCAUGCUCUUAGAGUCCCUACCAGAAACUGAAAUGGAUUUAUUACAGGCCCUUCCCUUCAGUGAUUCACAUUAGCCAGGGUGGGAUGCUGGUACUCCUACUGUCCCUCCUUCCCCUUUUCCCCCAUCUUUCCCAUCCCCCCCCCUCCCCCAGGGAAGCUGCUCCUUUCUAACACUCCAGAGACUUAAGACUGGUACCUCCUCCCCACAUUCUCCUCUAUAUCCCUCCCAAGGGAGGAAAACGUGAAAGUAUUUUUUGUACUAUAAAUGUAUUUUGGGAUGAACUAAAAAAGAAAGGUUUGAAUGGUUUAUUUUAUUAAAUGAGCUUUGACUUUCAGAUACUGUAUGAACUGCAAGAGUUAAUGUUUGCACUAUAAAGGACUUUGUAUCCUUUAAGAAGCCACACCAGGAUUCAAGAGGGAAGAGUGAGGAGAGGUGGCAAAGGUGGGUUUUACAUGUGUGUGAAGACCUGGUGAGUCGGAGGGGCCAGGGGAAUGUUCGCUUCACUUUGUGUGAAAAUUAAGCUUCUGAGGCCCCCUCCCACCCCACUUCUGCCAUAAUGAGUUUCUUUCAAGCUUUUAGUGUGGCCUAGACUAGGGUUCUACAGAAUGGAUGGCUGGGUAUCUGUCUGUCUAGGGGGGCAGUUUGCAACUGUGAGAAGGAAUUCUGGCAGUGAUUUGGAUUCCCCCAUCCCUUCUAGCACAAGGAAGAAUGAGCCAUUUGGUCCUAACUGAGCUGCUACCAAGGGUUGGAUCUGGGGAACCAGUGAGUCAGGGUUCUGGGGAGUGCCCUCAGGACCUGCUCAGCAAAUCGGCCUUGGCCUUAGCUGGGAAGCCCCAGGAGCUUGUGUUCUGUCACCAGAACAGUGUCACCUUUGGUUGUUCUUUAAGGAAAUUCCCACCAACUUUAUUCCAUUUAACACAUAAAGAAAUUCCGCUCCACAUCAGUGAUGGGAAAUGAUAUGAAUGUCACAGGAGGAGAGCCUUCUGUUUUCUUUGUUUCAAAGAAAGUGAUGUGCCAUUUGUUAAUAUAAAAGAGAAAUAUUGAAAAUAUAUUGAAAAGAGCAAUUUUAAAUUAUUUUUGGCUUAUGUUGCAAUAUUUAUUUUCUUGUAUUAGAAAGAUUCCUUUGUAGAGAAAAAAUGUAUUUUUCAUUAAUGCAAAGACCUAUUUCUCCUUUUUGUACAUUUUCCAUGUUAGGCGAUCCUUAAAGCAAUAGAAUGUACCCAAUUCGUUCUGUGUGGCCAUGUAAUGCAUGCUGUUUGUGUUGCCUUGUGAUAGCGCUGUCUACCAGCAUCGCCAUCAUGUUCAAAUUCCGUGUAUGCUUUAAAUACACAUGGGGACCACGGCCCAUAGCUUAUGGAAAACCUUCGCAUUCCUCAGUGUGUUGGCAAAUGCAGUCAAUAAAGCAAUGUUUUCUGUGUA